Messenger RNA from Cryphonectria parasitica EP155, 4257 nucleotides. RefSeq names its product putative ABC transporter. Gene Ontology annotation, cellular component: membrane. The transcript has 15 exons. Gene Ontology annotation, molecular function: ATP binding; ATP hydrolysis activity; ABC-type transporter activity. Lineage: Eukaryota; Fungi; Ascomycota; Sordariomycetes; Diaporthales; Cryphonectriaceae. Bases 1 to 4257 code for a protein of 1418 amino acids. Gene Ontology annotation, biological process: transmembrane transport. The record is from RefSeq and is a predicted model, not a curated record.
AUGGCUGUCGGGCUGGAAACGGUCGCCAUCUCAGCAGCACCUGGGUUCUCGUCUGCUACAAUCGCAAUCUCGCUGGUCUUUCUCGCUUUCCUCCCCUCGCAGCUAUACAAGUUGUACAGAUCUCGGCCCAAAGUUCAUCCCAGCUGGCACGGGCGCUCCAAGCUCGCUGUGGACGAGAAGGGGCCCUCUCCAGCUGCGCUGUGGUUCUCGCUCAUUGCCGCCAGUGCAUUAUGCUGGCUCAUUGCUGUGGCUCACAUAAGGUCUGUGGAGCCUUCGAGCUUGGCCCUGCUCUAUCUCCUGGCCAGCACUGGCUGUGACAUUCUAUGGGCUCUCGCUCCUAGGUCGCGCAGUUCAGACGACCCGGAAACUGCUCUGUCAACAGCCCUGUUCUGGCUCCAGAUUCCUGUGAAGCUUACACUGCUCGUUUUGGAGAGCCAUAGCAAGGAGGCGAUCUUGCUUGCAAAACACAAGCACCUGUCUCCAGAGGAUACGGCUGGUCUCGUCCAGCGCGUGCUGUUCUGGUGGGUCAACCCCAUUCUUGCACGCGGAUCCAGACAGAUACUGCAGAAUGAGGACCUUCCCCGGAUCGGACAGCAGUUCUCUUCCGAUGGCCUUCGACGAGCGAUAUUACGCGCAUGGCAUCAGCGAAGUAUCACAACACUGCCACUGGUCCUUGUGCGCUGCCUCCAGCGGCCAUUUCGAGCGGCUAUCGUGCCUCGUCUCUGUCUUGUCAUCUUCCGAUUUGCGCAGCCAGUCUUGAUCCAGCAAAGCAUACGCUUCGUGUCUCAGUCGCACGAUGAGGAGGAAGUGGGUGUCAGAGUCAGGGGUUACUGGAUCUUGGUGGCAGCAUUUUUCGUCUAUACCGGUCUAGCAUUCUCUACCGUCUUGUAUCAGCGUGCUCUGGCAAGGCUCAGGGUGAUGACGAGAGGCGCUCUCGUCAGCCUCAUCUACGCAACGCUACUGAAUGCCUCCAGCGACGUAUAUGAUACCGGCAAAGCCGUGACGCUCAUGAGCACAGAUGUAGAUAGCCUCGAUGAUACCUCGGAAAUGUUUCACGAGCUGUGGGGCCAUAUGCUGGAGGUUCUGGUGGGCAUGACGGUGCUCUACGGCGAGGUUGGCUGGCUCUGUACUGUGCCUCCAAUCUUGAUCUUCUUCUGCUCACGUGUGAGUAAAUAUGUUGCUCAGAACCUCAAAUCACGGCAAAAGAACUGGACUUUGGCCACCCAGGACCGGAUUGCUACUACAGCGAACAUGUUGUCUUUCAUGAAGUCUAUCAAGAUUCUUGGUCUUUCCGAAGCUGUAGCCAAUCUGGUCCGGGACUCCAGGCUGUUUGAGAUGGGUCAGGCCAAGAAAAUUCGAUGGAUGAUGAUUUUUUAUAAUGCCAGUGCAAACGCUCUGGGCAUUUUCACCCCGGCCAUCACCAUAAUUCUUUAUGCCGUGCUCGCAAAGGUCCAGUAUACAACGCCGCUUGAUCCAGAGACAGCGUUCACGACUAUCGCAAUAUUGUCUAUGGUUACACACCCCGCCAAUAUGGUUAUGACUAUUGUCCCGCGAGCCAUUGCCUGCUUGGCCAGCUUCGAGCGCAUCCAGAGCUAUCUCAUCAAGUCGACGAGGCACGACCCGCGAACAAGCCUCGAGGACACCACUCGUUCGCCUGGUGGUAGGCUGCCGGCGGUCAGACUUCGAGGAGUCACUGUCGGCAUUAAGCAGGGAGAGAUCCCCAUUCUCCAGGACAUCAAUGUCGAACUUCAUGCUGGCCAAGUGGCUGUCUGUUCUGGGCCUGUUGGCAGCGGGAAAUCGGUCCUGGCCAGGACAAUCCUAGGCGAGGUGCCCCUAUCCGAGGGCGCCAUCCAGAUCUCUACCCAAAACAUUGGGCUGUGCUCGCAAGCUGCGUGGCUCCCAGACGGGACCAUCAAACAAGCCAUUUGUGGACCGACCAAUCUCAUCGACGUUGUCCGCUAUGCAGAGGCUGUCAGGGUAUGCUGCCUAGACUAUGACAUUCUCACCCUUCCGGAUGGCGACAGCACUGGCAUCGGCAGCCGUGGUAUAAAUCUUUCUGGAGGGCAAAAGCAGCGUCUUGCGCUCGCGAGACUCGUGUACGCUCGAUGCAGCGUGGUGAUCUUGGACGAUCCGUUCAGUGCACUCGACGGCAAGACUGAGAUGCAGGUGAUUGAGAAUCUUCUAGGACCACAGGGCAUUUUCAGGAGGGAGGGGACGACGGUCCUUUGGAUAAGCAAUAGCGCACAAUACUUCACCCUGGCCGACCAUGUCAUCCUCAUGGAUAGGUUCAAAAUUAUAACCCAGGGCCCUUGGAUACAAGUUCAGUCCCAAGUCAAGUAUGAGUUGACCCUGGCCCAAAAGACCACAGGCGAUUCGGCAAAGGCACCCGAAGCAGCCGGCGUCGCUGUGGGCCUCCAAAAGCUGCAGGGUCAGGAGCGUGCUGCGCAUGAUAUAGCGCUUGACAUCAAGAGGAAAGCUGGUGACCUCUCACUCUACGGGUUUUAUAUAAGUCAUACUGGCGUGAUCAACUUUUUCUGCAUGAUUGCGAGCACCAUGUCAUCCUCAUUCUUUGUUACCUUUCCCAAUUACUGGCUGAAAUGGUGGACCGAGGCGCCUCCAUCAACAUCUGCCUUCUAUAUUAUCGGAUACGUGCUAUUGGUCUUGAUGGCGUGGAUCAGUGCGAAUGGUAUAAUGAUGUCCACAAUGUUGCUUGUGGCCGUGUAUUCGGGUCUAAAUCUUCACGAACUGCUUCUCGCAACGGUAGUCAAAGCACCGCUAUCGUACUUUUCACUCACAGAGAGUGGGACUCUCCUGAACCGAUUCAGCCAAGAUAUUCAACUUGUUGAUAAAGACCUGCCCAACGCUGCCCAAGCCUUGAGCGUUCAGAUAUUCAAGCUCGUCGUUCAGAUGGCUUUGCUUCUCACUGUUCAGAGGCUGAUGCUGCUUGCCCUGCCAUUCUGUCUGCUGGUGGUAUACGUCGUGCAGCGAUUCUAUCUGAUGACGUCUCGGCAAUUGCGGCUUCUGGACCUCGAGUCUCGCUCAGCAGUGUUUUCGUCAUUUCUCGAGACAGUUGAGGGUCUCACCACCCUACGAGCCUUUGGGUGGCAGCGCCUGGCAGAACAGCACAGCCUCAACGCCCUGGACAGCUCGCAGCGUGCAUUCUAUCUCGUCCUAUGUCUCCAGCGGUGGCUCAAUCUCGUCCUCAACCUGACCAUCGCCGGUAUAGCGAUCACCACCAUAGCCCUCGCCAUCAACUUCAAGGGGAGCAGGGAUGGCGCCUCCAUUGGUGUGGCUCUGAACGUGGUGCUCGUGGCCAACACUACCUUGCUCCGCCUCGUGGAGUCGUUCACGUCUGUCGAGAUCUCACUCGGGGGAAUUGCGAGGCUGAAGGGCAUGCAGGAGAAUACGCCUGUAGAGGACAAGCAGGACGAAGAAGUGAUUCCUGGUUCAGAUUGGCCUUCUUCCGGCAGCAUUCAGCUGCGUGGCGUCUCUGCGUCUUACGAUGCCACACACAAGGCUCUUGAUGAGGUGUUCUUGAAAAUUAAGCCUGGAUCUAAAGUAGCUAUCUGUGGUCGCACUGGCAGCGGUAAAAGCACGCUCAUCCUAGCCUUCUUGCACCUCGUCGAGUACAGCGGAAGCAUCAACGUGGACGGACUGGACAUAUCCAAGGUCCCCCGCUCGCUAGUCAGGCAGCGUUGCUUCAUCUCGAUCCCGCAAGACCCCUUCCUUAUGCCGCACGCCACGCUCCGACUGAAUCUGGACGAGACAGGUGUAGUCCCAAACGCAGUCCUGGCCGCCUCGCUGAGCACCGUGCGGUUGUGGGAUCAUCUAUCCAGCCGGAACCUCGACGACGACCAGGACCAGAACGGUAUUCUAGAUAGGAAGUUGUCUGUGCUCCCCGUGCUGUCAGCAGGACAGACGCAGCUCCUGGCCCUCGCGCGCGCCCUCGUCAAGAGGUGGAUACUAUGUCUGGAUGCCCAUGGCGGCACAAGGGUGAAGCCACCGCUGCUGCUCGACGAGGCCACGGCGUCGCUGGACCCUGUUACCGAGGGCAUCGUGCAUGACGUGAUUGAUGAGGAGUUCUCGUGGCGGGGUCAUACGGUCGUUAUGGUGACGCAUAGACCGAGCAUGCUGGCCGGUCGGAUGCGGGAGGGGAGAGACUUGCUUGUCUUUAUGAAGGAUGGGCGGGUGGAGAGCGUGCAGAGUGCAGGUGGUGGAAUUGGACUCGAGGAGCUGCGGGAUCUUGAUGAGGACUAA